This is a messenger RNA of Nerophis lumbriciformis (worm pipefish), 942 nucleotides long. Lineage: Eukaryota; Metazoa; Chordata; Actinopteri; Syngnathiformes; Syngnathidae. The record is from RefSeq and is a predicted model, not a curated record.
AUGCAAAACUACAUGUAUGAGAAAGCCAUGGCUCAAGAGACAAGGAACGGAGGGAACUCCACGUUAAACAACAACAACGGUGUCGACAGCAGCAAGAGGAAGCUUCUGGUUGCGCUGGACAUCUUAUGUCUUCUACUUGCUAGCCUGCCUUUCCUGAUCAUUGAGACUAGCACCAUAAAGCCAUACCAGCGCGGGUUUUACUGUUCGGACGAGUCCAUCCGCUACCCACAAAAAGAGGGCGACACCAUUAGCGAUGCCAUGCUUUGUGGUGUUGGCAUUCUUAUUGCCAUCAUCUCUAUCGUGAUCGGAGAAUCCUACAGGAUUCACCAGCUACAUGAAGGGACUAAGUCCUUUGUAGGAAACCCAUAUGUCGCCGCCUUCUACAAACAGAUAGGCGUGUUUAUCUUUGGCUGUGCCAUUAGCCAGUCAUUCACGGACAUUGCCAAGGUUUCCGUGGGUCGAAUGAGGCCACACUUCCUGGAUGUGUGCAAGCCAGACUUCACCGCCAUCAACUGUUCGCUCGGCUACAUCACCGAGUACACCUGCAGUGGGAAGGACAGUGACGUGCAAGAGGCCAGGAAGUCUUUCUUCUCCGGACAUGCUUCUUUCUCCAUGUUCUCCAUGCUCUACCUGGCGUUCUAUCUCCAGUCCCGCUUCACGUGGCGUGGUGCCCGUCUCCUGCGCCCGCUACUCCAGUUCACUCUGCUGAUGAUGGCGUUCUACACCGGCCUGUCGCGUGUCUCCGACCACAAGCACCACCCUACUGACGUGCUGGCAGGCUUUGUGCAAGGAGCCCUGGUGGCCUACUGCAUAGUGUACUACGUGUCCGACCUGUUCAAGCCCAGACCGAAGCAGGCCACGCCACCACCAUCGCCCAUCAAGAAGGAGCUGCUCCCUUCGUCCGACAUCAUCGAGAGAAACAACCACCAUAACAUGGUGUGA